Molecule: messenger RNA, 1018 nt
Organism: Cotesia glomerata
Lineage: Eukaryota; Metazoa; Arthropoda; Insecta; Hymenoptera; Braconidae
Gene: Csp
Product: dnaJ homolog subfamily C member 5
Biological process (GO): regulation of neuromuscular synaptic transmission
Cellular component (GO): type Is terminal bouton
Source: RefSeq, a predicted model, not a curated record
AACAUCGGGGGAUUCCCUCUACCAAAUAUUAGAACUGCCCAAGACUGCGACUGCCGAUGAAAUUAAAAAAACUUAUAGGAAACUCGCUUUAAAAUUUCAUCCGGAUAAAAAUCCUGGUAAUCCAGAAGCUGCUGAGAAGUUUAAAGAAAUAAAUAAAGCUCAUACAAUAUUAACAGAUUUAACAAAGAGAAAUAUUUAUGACAACUAUGGAUCAUUUGGUUUGUAUGUUUCGGAGCAAUUUGGCGAGGAAAAUGUCAAUACAUACUUCUUGAUGACUUCUGGAUGGUGCAAGGUAAUCUUCGGAGUAUGCGCCAUUCUGACGGGUUGUUACUGUUGUUGCUGUUUCUGUUGCUGUUGCAACUUCUGUUGCGGUAAAUGUAAACCGACACCGCCUGCCGACAGUGGUGAUUACCACAACCUGCAGCAGGGCCAGAAUUCCGGCGGGCCUACUAAUUCAGUACACGGUUUAAAUAAGGGCGAUGACAGUGAUGAAGAAGCAGUAACAAGCCAACCAACUAGUGGUGCAGCCCAGGGUGCUGCCUCGAACACGGUGUUUGCAAUGCCUCCUCCACCAUCGGCAACAGCUAACGAAAGUACGAAUUUAAACAGCGGGGGAGAACGCGUUAUUUACACCACCACAAACCCUUUCGCAGCACCAGCAGCUCCAUCAGCAAAUCCAGUGACAAAUCCAUUCGCUGCAGAAGCCGCUGCAGCCUCCGCAGCUACCAAGUGGUAGUAAGGAAGAAAUCAUUACAGUUAUAAAAAAAAAUUUGGGCAUCAUAGGUCAUCUGUUUUCAUUAGAUGUCCUAAGUAAUUAUAAAUUAUUAAUUAUUAAAUAUAAUAAUAAUAAUGACAAUUGAUCACUCAGUAAUAUAAUAACAAUAACAAAUAAAAAAAAAUAAAAACAAUAAUUAUUAUUAUAACUACAGCAUUCAUUUAUAAUGUUAAACAAUCAUUGAAUCGUAUUAUCAACGACACAAUUUAAUACUUAAAAAAAAAAAUUUCAAAAAUAAAUUAU